Messenger RNA from Oreochromis niloticus (Nile tilapia), 1605 nucleotides. Its product is annotated as multiple inositol polyphosphate phosphatase 1. The transcript is spliced from 5 exons. The record is from RefSeq and is a predicted model, not a curated record. Bases 53 to 1438 code for a protein of 461 amino acids. Lineage: Eukaryota; Metazoa; Chordata; Actinopteri; Cichliformes; Cichlidae. Gene Ontology annotation, molecular function: acid phosphatase activity; inositol phosphate phosphatase activity.
UUUCUGAUGGUGUGACAUUGAUUUUUUUGGGGGGUCUCUUCAAACGUGCAUCAUGCUGACUUUUCUUUGGAAAUUUACAGUGUUUUAUGUUUGUUACACCUCUGGGUUUUUAUCUAAUUAUGUCACGUUCGAAGAUGAGGCUAAUAUACCAGCAAUCGCCAAAUAUUUCAACACAAAAGGGAGGUACGAGGAGGUUAACCCGUAUCUCAGAGAGGACAUACUUGCUGUGAACAGAUCUAUUUUACAGCCUCCGUCUGCAGAAUGUCGCCAAAUCCAUCUGACAGCCAUAAUAAGACAUGGCACAAGAUACCCGACGACCAAAAAUAUUAAGGAGAUGCAGCAGCUCUAUAACAUCGUUCUGCACAAUGCCUCAGGAGAACAGAGCUGGCUGCACGAAUUGCAGACCCAGUGGAGGAUGUGGUACACUGAGGAUAUGGACGGACGACUUGUCCAGAAAGGUGUGAAUGAGCUGAAGCAUCUGGCUGUCAGGCUGUCAAAGCUGUUCCCCUCACUGAUUUCAGAGGAGAAACUUCGAGGUGGAUUCAUCAAAUUCAUAACCAGCUCAAAGCACAGGUGUGUCAACAGCACACUGUCCUUCAAGGCAGGACUAACAGAGCUGUGGGAUAUUAAAGAUGUGGAGUUUGAUCACGCGGUGAACGAUGCUCUCAUGAGGUUUUUUGACAAAUGCACCAGGUUUGUGGAGGAAGUUGAUAACAACCCAUCAGCUGUGACAGAGGUGGAGAAGUUCAAGGAAGGGCCAGAGAUGAGGAGGGUCCAGCAGAAGAUCGCAGACAUCCUCAAUGUCCCAUACAGUUCUAUCACAUACGAUGUUGCUGAGGCUGCAUUUUACUUGUGUGCUUACGAAUUUGCAAUUAGGUCAGUGAAGUCCCCCUGGUGUGAGCUCUUUGACGAGGACGAUGCAAAGGUUAUUGAGUAUGCAAGUGACCUAAGGGAAUUCUGGAAAAGAGGCUAUGGUCAUGAUAUUAACAGCAAGGCAAGCUGUAUCCUAUUUCAUGACGUGUUUAGCCGAAUGGACAAGACGGCCACUCAGAAUAAGUUGGGACAGCAGGUGACUGAAGCUGUGACAGUCCAGGUGGGCCAUGCAGACACCCUUCUUCCUCUGCUUACCCUUCUGGGCUUCUUCAAUGACAGCGAACCGCUGACAUCAACCAACUAUGCUGCACAGGCCCAUCGCUCAUUCCGCACCAGUCACAUGUUGCCUUAUGCAGCUAACUUGCUCCUGGUGCUCUCUGACUGUGGGGGAGGUGAUCUCAGACUGCAGCCGCUGCUCAAUGAGAAGCCUGUAACUUUCCCCGGUUUGACUGAUCGGUCUUCCAUGCCGCUCUAUCGAGAUGUCUUAGAGCACUACAAGGAUCUGCUCCAAGGCUGCGACUUUGAAACCGAGUGUCAGCUGUUCAAGCAGCCUGCUGAAGUUUAGGCAGAUAUUAACAGCAGCCUUGUUAUUUCAUUUUUCCACAGUGGAACAAAUGAUAGGCUCCUACAGUAAAAAUGCAACUGGCUGAAAAAGCUUUUAUUUCUGUGUUCCAUCUUGAAGCGAUGACCAUCUUUUCUUAAGCUCUGACAUUAAAAAAAUAAAUGGACAAA